This is a messenger RNA of Acanthaster planci (crown-of-thorns starfish), 2498 nucleotides long. RefSeq names its product synaptotagmin-6-like. Gene Ontology annotation, biological process: calcium-ion regulated exocytosis. Gene Ontology annotation, cellular component: exocytic vesicle; plasma membrane. NCBI's taxonomy places the organism in Eukaryota, Metazoa, Echinodermata, Asteroidea, Valvatida, Acanthasteridae. The record is from RefSeq and is a predicted model, not a curated record. Gene Ontology annotation, molecular function: phosphatidylserine binding; calcium-dependent phospholipid binding; clathrin binding.
UAACAAACUCUGGGCCAGCAGGAUCUGUUCUUUUAUUUUCAUGUUUCCACUGUUCCGCACGAACGGAGUCUCCACUGUAUAGUAGUGCCAUUCCCUCACACUACCUGUGCUGUGGCUUCGGCAACGGUAUACAUGUACAUGACUUUCCAGCUCCGUGUAACAGUACGAAAACGCAAGCUGUUCAUGUUUUUUGUGUUUAUUUUGGGAAAACAAAUGUAUUUUGUACCCAUUACAACUGCACAACACUGUUUUGUAAUUUUUGCGUAAGAGGACGCCAACAGAUGGAAGUGGGAUGCAUAACAGUUCAGGAUUGUUUGCCACCUGAAGAAGGAAUCGUGUCAUUAUAGGCGGCAAUAUUCGUCGUCGAAAUCAUAAAAAAGCGACGUAACCAGUAGCCGCUGUCUGCACCAUGGCGUGGGAUGACGUACCAGAGGGGAUCAAACUACUCAUCUGUGCCGUCUUGGGCGCUGGUCUGAUGGUCCUGAUUCUCAUAAUGCUGUGCCAGUGCCUUUCUAGGAGGAAAAAGAAAAAUGGAGAGUCGAGCGAACCGUCUGAUAGUGACGACAAGGAGCUUGCGGAUAUUUCCCCUCAUCGCCAUUUGCCAAAGGAAAUACCGUCGAAGGAGAAGAAAUGGGCGAAGCAAAGCAGCCGAAGCCUGACCUCACUGUCCUCAAGUGGCUCUGAGGGUUACGGCACUUUAAAGGGUCUCCGACACCAGCCGCGAAAGCGGGAACUGAAACGCUCUUUGUCCCAAACGUCGGCCGACUUGCCGCCUCUUGGCGAAAUCCAGUUCCUCCAAGUCCCCGAGGUCAUUCCGGAGCCUGGGACCCUGGGAUCCAUCUCGUUCUCGCUGUCUUACGAUAAAGAGAACGAAAACCUGAUAGUGGACGAGAUUUCGGCCUGCGAUCUGAAGCCGAGGCCAUUUGGGGGAGAGCCAAGUCCAUACGUCAAAGUCAGUCUGCUCAAGGGUGGUACAGACAAACCCGAGUUCCGUUUUCAGACGCAAGUCCAGAUAAAAACUUGUAAUCCGUUCUUCGGCGAAGCGUUCGAGGCGACCGUGAAGUCAGCUGCUUUGCUGAAACACACCUUGCGACUCGUCGUCUGUGAUCACCACCGCCUGGGCGAGAUCGACUUCAUGGGGGAGGCCCAGUUUAGGCUGAAAGGGGUAGACUGGAAAGUGGAAAUUCAAAAAGAAUUGCCACUUGAGCCAAGCACACAGGCCCCCAUUGGCGAAUUGUUGGUAUCUCUCAGUUACCUACCGACAUCAGAAAGGUUGUACAUCACAAUACUAAGGGCCACAGGAUUUCGCAAUCUACACGGACCAUCCAUCAAGGUGUCGCUCGUCCUGUCGGCAAAGGGCGGCCAAAGGCGUCGGAUAACUUCUAGCCAGCAGCGCUCAGCGCUGGUCUUCUCGGAAGCUGUCUUCUUCGAAAUCCCAAGCGACAAGCUGGAGCGUAUUAAAAUCCUCAUUACCGUCUUGGCGGCAAAAGAGUCGCCGCCCGCUGCCGCCGAUGAACCUGACGUCGACGAGGGCGUCCCGGAAUCACCCGACCCUGCGCUUCGAGAAAUCGGCAAGAUCCUCAUUGGGAGGCACUGUGCCUUUAAUGCGCAUGCACACUGGGAAGAGAUGAUACUGUCGCCGAGAGUUCCAAUCGCUCACUGGUAUCCGAUUUUCCACGAUUUAUGAGGGAGCAAAACACUGUUGAUACAAAACGGCAGAAAAAGCUUUUCGCGCGUAACUACCGUUGCACCAGUAAAUAGUUUAUAAUCAGGAAACCAUCAUCAAAAUAUUUAAUUUUAAUACCAAUAAAAAGAGUAUUUUCUUAGCAAUAUCGUUGAUACUAUCCUAUUUGGUGCUUUGCUUUAUUAUUUAUCAAAUUGAUACCAAUUUCCUUCAAAUCUGUCAAUUUUCAAUGUUGAUUAAUGCUUGUGGUAUCGUCACCAGGUUGUCUGUAAUGAUUAUACUGAGACAUUUAUAUCCGCGGUAUUGAGUCCUGUCCAUCAAAAUCCUUGUCCUUGUGAGUCCAUUAUGCAAGUCAUUCUGUCUUGAAAAAAGUCACGGGCUAUACUAUGGACGAUGAAAAGUGACCAUCCGCUUUUCUGCUACCAGAGUGAUAGAAAAGCUGUGGUAACAUGCAAUUUCGACUUUUUUACUUUUCUGCCACCUCAAAAAGCAGAACGAACAUUGUUUGGUUAUUCAUUUUUCUAUUUUUGUGCUUUUCUGCUUCAAGAAAAGCAGAUUUUACUUUUUCUUCAUUUGCGACGCACGAUGGGCGACGCAUGACGGGCGACGCACGACGGCAGAUAUGGAAUUCCAUCAUCCUACAGGUUCAUGACCCCCGUUAACUGCCCAUUGAGAGCAGAAAAACAGAUGGCCACUUUCUGGCCACCUAUGUAAAUCUGCUUUUCCGGUAUCACAACAGCAGAAAAGUUGAAUUCACGCGUACGGUUGUCGUCAAAACGUUCAAUUCGCUUUCCUGCUUGACAGGUAAAAAGCA